AUGCACGUACCACGAGAAGAGGAUGGUAACAAUUUCGGUGUUGAAGUCCAGGCUCAGUUCAAUGCAAAAUUGGGUGAAUAUCUGAAAUGGUGUGAUGACACUCAAGACGAGAAUAAGGUCUAUCAUCAGGCUCGAGCUGAGAUUAUUCGGCAGAUGGAGUUUGAGAGAGCUGUGGAGGAAAGAGAAACUGUAUGCGAAAAAGAGGGCAAA
Perkinsus marinus ATCC 50983 is the source of this 210-nucleotide messenger RNA. RefSeq lists its product as hypothetical. The transcript has 3 exons. The record is from RefSeq and is a predicted model, not a curated record. NCBI's taxonomy places the organism in Eukaryota, Perkinsozoa, Perkinsida, Perkinsidae. Gene Ontology annotation, cellular component: proteasome activator complex. The annotation marks the transcript as partial.